CUAUAUCACUCAUUAGUCGUUCGGUUAUCCCGGGGGUUUUUUUUCCAAAAAUAGUGGAACCGGGAUUGUGAAGAAUUCGCUGUGAGAGCUCCAAGACGCCAAGAGGGCAUCCUUUUCCCCCCCAAGUCCAAAAAGGGCCGAGUUGUUGCAGCAGAGGGAAGAGAGCAUCUGUCACCCACAGUUCUUGGAACCUUCCACGGAACCUUUGGAGAAGGGCAUUGCUUGGUCUUGUUCCCGAGAGACAGAAAGAUUUAUUUUCUCCUGUUCACCCUUUUCUUCCUUCCCUCUUCUUCCCUUUCUCUCUACAAAACUUUAUUCUACUUUCGUUCUUGUACUACACGAGUAAAAGAGUCUCGGUGUGCAAUUGUCGGAUUGUGAGCUCAGUUUACUUCACUGUCGUUCGUUCAUCGAUUCGUUCAUUCUCACCGUCACUACUGUUAGCAACCUGUUUUUCGGUUCGCCUGCUUCUGGGGCCCCAGGAAAACGUUUACCUGCUUUUUUUAGUCUUUGCAGAGCAAAACAGAUCUGGGAACGUCACACCGCCCACGCAACGUUGCACCCGUGUCGAGUAAGGGGUGGGAGAGAGCGUGAGCGGAGGAGGGAAAUCUAUUGGGACAACACCUUUCCACCUUUGUUGUCCGGGAGAAUAAUAUCAAUUGUCGUCGUUCGUUUUUUUUCCGGGGUAACACCACCAUCAUACAAAGGAGAAGGAGAAAUAGGAGGGAGGACCUAGCCUUUUUGCACUCGUUAACAGUCAACUUAUUCCGUUUACCAGAGUUCGGGACCCCUUCCCCCCGCUUUUCUCUUUGAGGCUCCAUCCCUCGUUUUUUACCUUAUAAAACACUAUCCUUGGUCCUGCAAAGAACCGUUGCCGAAUUACCAAGUUAUGGACUCUUGCUUCCUCGAUAGUCUGGAGCAUCUGGCAAAACGACAGCACGAAUCCAAUGAUACACUCAAGAAGUUCCUGGAUCUCGUCCAGUCACCCUUUAGGCAAUCCUUUACAACUGAAGCUUUCUUCGCAUCUUUGGGUACUUCGCUAGGGAUCUCUGCGGCUAUACUAUUGGGCUGGUGUUUGAUUCGACCCUACAAUACCGUGGUAUACGCUCCGAAGUUACGGCACGCGGACGACAAACGUGCACCUCCACAGAUUUCAAAAGGAUGGUUUUCCUGGUUUCGACCUCUUGUUAAGUGCCAUGAGUCGGAUUUGGUGGACAAGAUAGGGCUUGACGCCGUUGUUUUUCUACGGUUCUUGAGGAUGUGUCGGACGAUAUUCUUCUUCCUGGGGCUUAUCGGGUGCUUGGUCAUGAUUCCGGUGAACGUUAGUUGCAACCUCAAGAAUAGUUGGAGUGGAUCAUAUGCCAGCUCGACUCGGUGGUUCAUUCUCAUGAGUCCAUAUUAUGCCUGGGGGAAGUGCAUGUGGGCCCAUGUUUGCGUCGCUUGGCUCUUUGAUUUCAUCAUCAUGUACUUUUUGUGGAGGAAUUAUAAGGCCGUCCUGAAGCUACGGCAGAAUUACUUUGAGAGUGAUGAGUACCAAGUAUCCACGCAUUCAAAGACAUUGAUGGUCACGGAUAUCCCGAAAUCGUAUCGCUCUGAUGACGGAAUUGACAAGAUAAUUGGGGGAUUAAGUAUUCCCGAUAAUGGGGACGGAAAGUCAUUGAUUGGUAGAAAUGUCAAGGACCUCCCGGAACUUAUUGAGGAGCAUGCAACUGCUGUUAAGCAGCUGGAGAGUUACCUGGCAAAAUACUUGAAGCACCCUGAUAACCUUCCUCCAACACGGCCUUUGUGCAAGCCCUCGAAAAAAGACAAAUCUAUGCGCCAUGAUACCAAGGUUGAUGCUAUCGAGUAUUAUGGGGGCCGUAUCAAGGAGCUGGAGGAUAGGAUCAAAAAUGUCCGCGAAACCAUUGAUAGUCGGGACGCCCUACAGUAUGGUUUUGUGUCCCACCCGAGCAUUUCCCGUGCGCAUGUUGCUGCCAAGGCGGCCAGAGGGAAGCAUCCCAAAGGAACUUCGAUCAUGCUAGCCCCGAGGUCAAACGAUAUCAUUUGGGACAAUCUGACUCGCCCAAAAUCGAAGAGACGUUGGAAUAGUUUUAUAGGAAAUGUGCUAUUCAUUGGAUUGUCCAUCCUUUAUGUGGUUCCUAACGCGCUCAUCGCUGUUUUCCUGUCGAAUUUACAUAACAUUGCAGCGCUGUUUCCCGAGUUUAACAGCCUUCUGAUACGGAACAGUCGGUUCUUUGCUGUUGUACAGGGUUUCGCCGCACCGACAAUCACUUCAAUCGUCUAUCUCCUUCUGCCUAUUAUUAUGAGACGUAUUUCUCAAUGGCAAGGUGACCUCACAAAAUCGUCCCGAGAGCGUCAUGUCACUCACAAGUUGUAUAUCUUCUUUGUGUUGAACAACUUGGUCGUCUUUACAUUGUUCGGGACGAUGUGGACUACAAUUCAAGGCUUGGUUGAGACAUCACAGAAAACGCAGGUUACAUGGGACACGAUCAAAAACCUUGGGCUGGCUACUAGAAUUGCUCUUGCGAUUUUUGAAGUCUCUACUUUCUGGAUCACGUACCUACUUCAGAGGAAUCUAGGAGCUCUGCUUGACUUGGCCCAGAUAGUCAGUUUGAUUGGAAAAAGCUUCCAGAGACAUUUCAUGUCACCUACGCCUAGAGAGAAGAUCGAGUGGACUGCUCCACCUCCAUUCGAUUACGCCACUUAUUACAAUUAUUUCUUGUUCUAUGCGACAAUCGCAUUGGCCUUCUCCACCACUCAACCACUUGUGUUGCCUGUUGCGUUCUUAUACUUUCUCAUCGAUAGCUUCUUGAAGAAGUACCUGCUCAUGUACAUCUUUGUCACCAAGGUCGAGAGUGGGGGUGCAUUCUGGAGGUUUCUUUUCAACCGCUUUCUGUUCGCAGCUGGUCUUUUCAAUGUCGUUGUAGCCUUGGUUGUCUGGGUACGACACACCUAUCAAGCUGCAUUGUGCGUUAUUCCGCUGCUCUUCAUCUUGAUUGGGUUCAAGUUCUAUUGCCGCAAUCAAUUUGAUGGCAAGAUCCGAUAUCACACUAGGGGCUCUGACAGGGAGAGCCUUUACGGUGUUGGAAAGGGGAUCCAGAAGGAUCAUUUCAAUAAGCGAUACGGCCACCCAGCAUUGAACCGCCGCCUGAUCACUCCUAUGGUCGACGCUAAAGCUAGACAUGUGUUGGCACAAAUAUACUCUGGGAGAAUAAACUCUGAGCCCUCUCAGGGUGCUGGUGGUAUCAGCCUGGAUAACAUGCAUCGAGGAGACGCCGGUAGAAGACAGGAUCCCUUUGGUGGUCGGUUCGAAAUAGUUGAGGAAGCGGAUAUGGACUUUGAGCACUUUAGGCAUAGGGCUGAAUUUGCAGAGGAUCAUGGGGGAUCAAUAUAUGGAGUAGGGUCGGACGGUCUCAGCGACCGUGGAUACAUUACACCUCGUGGGUUUGGUUCUCCGGCUUCGUCUAGACCAGCUUCUCCGUCAACCCGGCCACGGAGGGGCCUGAGCCCUCUUCCAUUAGGGGGCGGCUACCGUGGAACCGACUACGCUCCUGUUCCAUCUGCCCAACACGGCCCACCAUCACCAGGUUUCCGACACGGCCACCGCCCCGAGAGCCCAUAUAUGAGCGACAGAGGCCUCGCAAGCCCAGAGCCAAUAACGGACUACGGUCACCACGAUACUAGAAGCGAAACCGAGUCGGUCAGGCAUUUGCUCAGUGACCAGCAACACUACGAACAAACCCGCAGCUCGCAGAGCAUAAAUAGGCCGGGUUCAUCGCAUCUAGGCUAUAAUCCGGACUACCCGGAGCAAUACCCACAGCCACGUUACGACGGCUACGACGGAUACAGAGGGCAUAGAUGAAAGAAGAAAAAGGAGGAAAAAAACUGCUUGGGUUGGGAAUCUUGGGCAGAUUAUACACCGGACGGUUUAAUGACUUUUACAUUUCUUGUACAUCUUUUUUAUACCAUUUGUCUUCCUGCUUAGUCGGCCUUGUAGGAAAGGUCGGGGAAGUUGAUUGAUUGAUUCUGUUUGUUUUUUUUCUUUUUUCUUUUUUCUUUGGAGUAGGGGCAUCCAGAUUUUAUCUUUAUCCUUAUUUUACUUUCGGUGUAAAUGAGUACUUUUCGCUUUCUUCUCUACUCGGGUACUGUACGGUACAGCGGUUGGUAUUAGAACAAUCGGAUAAUGGAAUUUAGACUGUUGGGGCUAAGGCACUCAUUAUCGGGA
Molecule: messenger RNA, 4222 nt
Organism: Tuber melanosporum (Perigord truffle)
Lineage: Eukaryota; Fungi; Ascomycota; Pezizomycetes; Pezizales; Tuberaceae
Exons: 8
Coding region: 887-3859 (990 amino acids)
Cellular component (GO): plasma membrane
Molecular function (GO): calcium-activated cation channel activity
Source: RefSeq, a predicted model, not a curated record